Alnus glutinosa is the source of this 468-nucleotide messenger RNA. RefSeq names its product self-incompatibility protein S1-like. The transcript has a single exon. Lineage: Eukaryota; Viridiplantae; Streptophyta; Magnoliopsida; Fagales; Betulaceae. Bases 1 to 468 code for a protein of 155 amino acids. The record is from RefSeq and is a predicted model, not a curated record.
AUGAUGAGUCGGUACUUGACGAAGCUGAACUAUAUUCUUCUCUUCUUCUUGCUAAUGGUGGUUACACCAGCAUCCUGCGGAUUUUACCUUGGCAGAAGAUACAUACACAUUCGAAACAACUUGGAAAACGGCGCGAGGCUGAGGAUUCAUUGCUGGUCCAAAGACAACGACUUGUUCAGACAGACCUUGAAUCCCAACCACGAAACAUGCUGGAACUUCAUCGACAACUACAUCGGAGGUACGAGAUUUGAGUGCAACAUGGAGUUUCUGCUGGAUGGCCGGAUGAGGAGGGGUCAUUUUGUGGUGUACGACAAUAAGCAGAGGAUCAGAACAAGAGAGUGCUACAAACGGUGUAAAUGGUCGGUCGGCAGAUAUGGGCUGUAUGCAUAUGAUGAGGAGGACAAAAUAUGGGACUAUGAGACUCCAUGGCCAAGCACAAACAGCUUCGGACCUCCCAUUCUUCUGUGA